Messenger RNA from Beauveria bassiana ARSEF 2860, 1026 nucleotides. RefSeq lists its product as uncharacterized. Lineage: Eukaryota; Fungi; Ascomycota; Sordariomycetes; Hypocreales; Cordycipitaceae. The coding region runs from base 1 to 1026 and encodes 341 amino acids. The transcript has a single exon. The record is from RefSeq and is a predicted model, not a curated record.
AUGACUCGGAUUGGGAUCUCAAACUCCAAAUUUCGAGAUGAUACGGAUGAGACCUUCUACUUACAUCACAUCGAUAAGCAAUCCGGCUCGCUUCGCGUGCAAGUCCUCGGCUACGGACUGUCUAAGACUUUUCAGCAUCACUAUUCACAAGCAAAUGACUCGAACAAGACAAUUUUGGACAAGAAGACCAGCGGUUUUCUGACCGCAGUCACAAACUCGCAAAAGAUUGUUCUCGCUUGGGCCGAGAGCGGACAUGGCAUAGGCCGCCAUGGCGACUCUCUCCAGGCUGGCAAUCACGUACUCAGUAACAAGACAUGGGCCUUUCGAGCAAUUGAGAUGGCGACUGUGCUUGACAUUGAUCUGUUCUCGCCUUUCGACAAACCGACUCUGCCGCGGGGCAGUUUUCAAGCGUCCCACGUCGAGGUCAAACUCGCGACCCACGCCGUUCUGGUCCUUCUUCAGAUGACGGGACAUUAUGAUGUAUCAAACAAGAGUAUGCUCUCGCGGGAGAGUCUAGCCGCGCUGAGACAUAUCAAAUGGAAGAGCGCAGACGGCGCGGACUCGGUCCGCUUUGAAGUGCACGUGUCGAGAAAAAACUGCAACCGCUGCGGAGCUUUCCUCGACAGGCUCCAAGAGCUGACGGGUGUCGGGUUCGACAUCAAGUGGGGGACGCGGGUUGUUCCUAUCCAGUAUCACCAGCAGCAGCUGCUCGACGCUGCGCAGCUCGGCCGCGGGGACGAGGCGACGGGCAGCCCGCAAGAUCCUACGACAACGCUGCAGACGGUCGAGAAGGACGGUGUUAUUCAUUACAUUCCGCCAGUGAAAAGGACCGAACGGGCGAGCGCGCCGGCUAGCCUAUCGCUGCAUCAUCUCUCCAAUGUUGACAAGCCUCUCCCCGCGACACCGGUGACAGAGGCGCCGUGCUUGUCGAGUACACCGGGCUCGGGGGAGGACGAGGAGCAGACCGGAGAUGUCCUUCCGUUUCCAAUGCGGUCACCCAGGCCGUAUAGCAUGCAUGUAUGCUGA